AUGAAGUACCUCCAGUUCCUCGCUGCCGUUGCGGCCGUCUCUGCCUUCUCCGGCCCCGUCCUUGCCGGCUCGGUCGUCGACAACACCAACCAGGUCGUCCCCGUCCAGCUUACCGGCGCUCUCCUCUCGCAGGUUGGCAACGGCCAGGUUGCUGAGCGCUCCGUCAAGGUCGACAACGACGCCCAGUUCGUCCCCGUCCAGGGCACCAUCGCCGCUCUCUCGGCCGUUGAGAACCUCCAGCACGUCGCGCGCAAGGCGCCCGAGUUCGAGCACGAGGGUGGUGACAUCGUCAAGAACACCAACCAGGUGCUGCCCAUCCAGGCUACUGCCGCGCUCCUCUCGCAGGUCGGCAACCUCCAGACCGCUGGCAAGCGCGGCGUGCACGGUGACAACAUCGUCGAGAACACCAACCAGGUGAUCCCCAUCCAGGCUACUGCUGCUGCGCUCUCGAGCGUGCUCAACUCGCAGAAGGCCAGCCGCUCGGUUGUUGACAACGACAACCAGGUUGCCCCCAUCGAGGCGACUCUUGCUGCUCUCUCGCAGGUUGCCAACGGCCAGGCUAGCAAGCGCGACGGUGCUGUGAUCAACGACAACCAGGUGGUUCCCGUCCAGGCGGUUGCGGCUGCGCUUUCGCAGGUGGUCAGCGGUCAGAAGACCAAGCGAGGUGAGACCAAAGAGACCGAUAACGUCAACCAAAUUGCACCUGCUCAAGCCACCCUUUCCGCCCUCUCCGAUGUGAUCAGCAGCGCGCACGCCCGCCGAGCGAUGGAUGUAGAGCAGUACAAGACGCUCACGUACGCCGUGGAUGCUCUGCAGAAGGCGGUCGACCAGACCAACUACUCUGACAAGACGCACCACGUGGAUGCCAUGACGGGCACCGCCGAACACCUCACCGACAAGCGCGACUCGUCCGCCGACCCCACUGCCCUGCUUGGCUCGGCCAUGAGCGGCAUCUCUGUUCCCGUUGGCAACAAGGAUCUGCUCAAGGGCCUUGCCAGGCGUUGGGCUGCCGAGGAGGAUGCAGCCAUGGCUAAGCGUCGCUCGGUUGAUGGCCGUGGUCAGCGCCCGCGUCCUCGCGGCUCUUCGGAGCACAACAACAACGGUCAGUGCUCGGUUGGCGAUGCGCAGUGCUGCACCCAGGUCAUCAAGGACGAGGGCAAGAAGAAGACGCUCGCCGGCGUGCUUGGUCUCAACUCGCUUGCUGAGGGCGACAUCGGUCUCAACUGCCAGCAGAUCCCCCUCCUCGGUGGUAUUGCGGCACAGAGCAUCUGCAAGGCUACCCCAGUCUGCUGCACCAACGUUAGCCAGGACGGUCUUGUCAACAUCGGUUGCACGUCGAUCCCCAUCAACUAA
This is a messenger RNA of Moesziomyces aphidis, 1353 nucleotides long. Lineage: Eukaryota; Fungi; Basidiomycota; Ustilaginomycetes; Ustilaginales; Ustilaginaceae. The record is from the annotation of a GenBank genome assembly.